GCGCGCUGUCGCAUAUACACGUACUGAGUGAAACCCCUUUAAUAAUCUUCGACUCCUUUUAACUCCUGCACGUCCAGAAGUUUCUUAAUCAGCGAAGUUGGCAAGCAGAAACUUACAGUUCGCUGUAUCACCAAGAAACUUGAAAGCGUUAAGCUUGACAGUGUUGGAUUUAAUUAAAGAUUGUCGGAGUGCGUGAUUAGUGAACUUUGAUUUCGUGCUCCGGAGUAUUCCGGAGUGUACCGUGGUUAGUAAAACAGGCAAAGUGUCUCCAAUAAAGUUGUCGGCGAUGGACAGCAACUCGGUGUCGCCGAUGCCAGAGCUGGCUCCCAUCGCGGAGUUCGAUAAAUCGCCGCCUUCUCCUCCCAACGAAGAAGUGCCAAUGGACGACUUACCGCCACCUCCGACUAUAUCGCAAGCUGAAGGCAAGAAAAUUAAAGUUCAACGCAGCCGCUCAUAUGACUCUGACGAGCACGAGCGAGGCGCGUGCGAGUGGUGCGAGUAUGCACUGGUCAUCACGCUCGCCACUAUCCUCCUCAUCGGCGUCUCCGCCCUCACCGUCUUCUGGGUCUUCUUCUACCGGGAGGGCUACGCCUGGGCCGAUGACAUCCCCGAGAAGCAAUUCAACUUGCAUCCCACCUUGAUGGUUGCUGGAUUCAUCACUUUUAGCGGCUUUUCGGUACUGCUGUACCGCAUCUGCCGCUGCUUCCGGCGCAUCUACGUGAAGCUGCUGCACGCCAUUUUCCAUGCGCUCGCGUUCCCCUGCAUCGUAAUAGGCUUCCUCGCCGUGCUCGACUACCACAACAAGAAGGGAAUCAACAACUUCUACUCUCUGCACAGCUGGAUCGGCUUCGUCGCCAUGGGACUGUUUGGACUUCAGUAUGCAGUCGGCUUCUUCAGUUUCCUAUUGUUGUUGAUCUGCAACAAAGGCACUGCCGGCUUCCGCGCUUCUCUCGUGCCGGUCCACGCUGCCUUCGGUAUCCUUACCUUUGUCCUCGGCGUCGCUGCUUGCCUCACCGGUCUUACUGAAAAAGCCAUCUUCACCCUUGGCGCGGAGAGGUACAGUGGGCUGCCGGACGAAGGAGUCAUCAUCAAUGCCAUCGGGGUGGCCUCAAUCGCCAUCUUAGCAGUGGUCAUGUACAUUCUAUCGAGGGACAAGUUCCGCACGGCUGCCUCUCGCGAGCACAUACGAGUUUCAGUAGACCUUUAGAACCAUAGACUAACCAUACAGAGACCGUGGACAUGCUAUGGUCGCAAUGUUGCUAGAAUCAGUUGCGCGCGAAAAUCAUAAUUCACACAGAUUACAUACAAGUGUCAAUUUUGCUAAGAUCUUUCAGCGUGUUGCUAUUUUUAAAUAGUAAUUUAAUUACACAUCGCUGAUACGUAUUAGCUACUUAUUAAUAGUUUUGUUCUUACUUUAAGUUAUACCUAUACGAAAAUCUAGAACUUGAAACUCGAAAACAACUUUUAAAUAUUUUAAUUUUACCUACAAAUUCAAAGUAGCUUGGUACCUGACUGAAAUAUAGGGCGCAUAUUAUUUAAAAGUGUACGUUGUUAUAUUACAUAUUCGUAAGAGCAGUGGACCUAGUAUGAAUAUUUGUGACAAUCGCCUUCGUAUCGUCAUCGUUAUGUCAAAAUUAGUAUAAGAUUUUUGAUAUACUUUACCCGAUAGAGGCGUCGCACAAUUUUUAAUACAAAUUUAAUCGAUGACGAUACGAUGGCGAUUGUCAUAAAUAUUCAUGCUAGGUCCACUGCUAAAUUAAGUUUUACUUUGUAUCAAUAUUCCCGAAUACAUUUUUAGGUUAAUUUUUACCUUAUUAGAUUCUAGAAAGAACAUUAUUAAAACUUAUUUGACAGUCAAGAAAUAUUAUAUGAAUGAUAAGAAUAUGUACAGAAAACUGGAAAUAUUAAAAGAUAUAAUGAAGGAGGCUCAUUAAAGAUUUGGUCUGUAUCAGACCAAAUCAGACCGUAUGGUUAAUAUAUUUAAGGUGAAAAAUUACAUGAAAUAAAAUAAUUUAAGGCCAUACAUUCCAGUAUAGGAAUUAA
Messenger RNA from Papilio machaon (common yellow swallowtail), 2043 nucleotides. It is a transcript of the gene nemy, whose product is annotated as transmembrane ascorbate-dependent reductase CYB561. The record is from RefSeq and is a predicted model, not a curated record. The coding region runs from base 287 to 1207 and encodes 306 amino acids. Lineage: Eukaryota; Metazoa; Arthropoda; Insecta; Lepidoptera; Papilionidae. The transcript has 6 exons. Gene Ontology annotation, molecular function: oxidoreductase activity.